CGACUCCUGAUGCUCAUGCCUCUGGUUGCCCUUCUCCCACAGAGGUCAGGGGAGACAUGGGGAACCACACCACCGUCACCGAGUUUGUCCUGCUGGGGCUCUCGGAUGCCUGUGAGCUGCAGAUGCUCAUCUUCCUGGGGCUCCUCCUGACCUACCUCCUCACUCUGCUGGGGAAUCUCCUCAUUGUGGUCAUCACCCUUAUGGACAGGCGCCUCCACACCCCCAUGUACUACUUCCUUUGCAACUUUGCUGUCCUGGAGAUCUGGUUCACCUCGGUCAUCUUCCCCAAGAUGCUGACCAACAUCCUGACUGGAUACAAGACCAUCUCCCUAGCAGGCUGUUUCCUACAGAGUUUCCUCUAUUUCUUCCUGGGCACCACGGAGUUCUUCCUACUGGCGGUGAUGUCCUUUGACAGGUAUGUGGCCAUAUGUAAUCCCUUGCGUUAUGCCACCAUCAUGAGUAAAAGGGUCUGCAUCCAGCUAGUUCUUUGUUCAUGGAUGGCGGGAUUCAUUCUCAUCAUAGGUCCAAGUUUAAUCAUAUUUCAGCAGCCAUUCUGUGGCCCCAAUAUCAUUAAUCAUUUCUGUGACAACUUUCCACUCCUCAAACUCAUAUGUGCAGACACAAGUCUGAUAGAGCUUCUGGGUUUUAUUGUGGCCAACUUCAAUUUGCUGGGUACUUUGUGUGCGAUGGCCACCUGCUAUGGCCACAUCCUCUACAGCAUCCUGCGUAUCCCCUCAGCCAGGGAGAGGCAGAAGGCCUUCUCGACCUGCUCCUCCCACAUCAUCGUCGUGUCUCUUUUCUAUGGCAACUGCAUCUUCAUGUAUGUCCGGUCAGGCAAGGACGACCAGGGGAAGGACAGGAAUAAGGUGGUGGCCUUGCUCAACACUGUGGUGACCCCAAUGCUCAAUCCCUUCAUCUAAACACUGAAGAACAAACAGGUGAAGUGGGUGUUUAGGGAUCAGGUAAACAAGCUCUUCUAAUAAAGAUGUGGAACCAAGAGGCUGAAGCUAAUAUUCCCAGACAGUCUAAGGGAAUAUCAGGCUCCUGGAAGAAAUUGAGACUUUCCCAUUCAGAAAAAGCUCUGAUGACAUGUUUCUGGAGUGCCAGUCACUAUGUAACUCAGCAUGAACUCAUAAGCUUUCUGGUAUUUUUAAGCAUUUCAAGGCAUUUUAUUAAUUGUCAAAUAUGAGUAAUUCUGUUCAUUACAUCUGUGUCAGUUUGACUUCCCAACAGAAUACAAGCUCUCUGAGAGUAAGUACUAACUCUGUAACUCACCAUAAGCCUCAAGCACCAGUCCGUUGUCAUAGACCAUACACAAAUCAGUAAGUACUUGCAGACUGAUCAAUUACUUUGUGUCUGUUUCUGAAACACCGUCACCAGAGAGGAGAAAAUUUCUCUAUUAGCACUGUCCUUAUUUACACACCUGAAGGGCCCCCACCCAUAAGAUGGCGAACUUUCUGCUUCUCUUCCGGGUCCUCGGUUCCCGCCGGGGCCACCUGAACCCCAAUCACCCCUCGCCCCCCUCCCAAUACCAGCACCUAGCCAAUAGCCACCAGCCCCGUAGAAGUGACACCACAAUCAGCUCAUGCCCCUUCCUAUAUAACCCGGCACCUUUCCCUAAUAAAGCGGAAUUCUCCGGUGAAUUGCUGCUGUGUGUCGCUCCUUUCCUUUCAUUGGUGCCAAAACCCGGGAGACGGGACACCCUAACUGGGCCCCGUCUUCCCCCCGACACCAGCAGCAGCUUGCCCUCAUCCUCUUUUUCCGGCACUGACUCAUCACACUCACCACUCCUCUUUGGCCUUUAGGUAAGUUUUCCCCAGGGGAGUGGGCCACUCUUCCCCGAGCUAUCGCAGCGCCAUUGACCGUGAUUGUCCGGCAAGGCCCUGAUGCUCGGGGAUGAGGAGGGAACUCUCCCCGCCUCAGGCCUUCACGGCUGCGGCGGACCCUCAGGCCCCCCUUCAACAGCCAUAAACGAGGUGACUCCUUUGCGGAUGAGAACGCUCCCUUCCCUCCCCCCUCCUCCUUCCGUUCCUUCCGCCAAAAAUCCCUAGUACUAGGUACCUCGUGACUCCGGCACUCUGCCUUCUUAGAGAAGUCUGGGUGACGACCCACACUUCCUAAGAAACCGACUCGUAUGCAAGUUUCCGCAGACCACCAAGGAUCAUCGGGGACGCCCUUUGUCUCCUUGCCGUCUGCUCCCAGUCCGAGGGUCUCCGUUCGUCUUCCCCUGUUUGUCUCCUUCUCUGUCCUUUAGCCAUGGGAGCCUCCUCAUCCCUCCCUGAAAGUUCACCUCUUGAACGCCUGCUCAAGCAUCUAGCCACCCUCUCCCUGACGCCUGAUAUAAAACCAAAACUUCUCCGUAAAUACUGCCCCCAAGAUUGGCCGACAUACCCCCUAGACAAUAACAACCAAUGGCCCACAGGGGGAACUCUUGAUCCUAACAUCACUCACGAUCUUUUUAACUACUGCCAGCACCUGAAACAAUGGAAGGAGAUUCCCUAUAUCGAAGCUUUUCGCCUCCUAGCUCAAAAUCCCAGCCUCUGCAUCGCCUGUUCCC
Molecule: messenger RNA, 2557 nt
Organism: Manis pentadactyla (Chinese pangolin)
Lineage: Eukaryota; Metazoa; Chordata; Mammalia; Pholidota; Manidae
Product: olfactory receptor 49-like
Biological process (GO): G protein-coupled receptor signaling pathway
Cellular component (GO): membrane
Molecular function (GO): G protein-coupled receptor activity; olfactory receptor activity
Source: RefSeq, a predicted model, not a curated record